Messenger RNA from Lottia gigantea (owl limpet), 441 nucleotides. RefSeq lists its product as hypothetical. The record is from RefSeq and is a predicted model, not a curated record. The annotation marks the transcript as partial. Lineage: Eukaryota; Metazoa; Mollusca; Gastropoda; Lottiidae. The transcript has a single exon.
UUCACAUUUCUCUGGGUUUUUUUUAUUCCUGUGUUAUUCUGUAUACCCCUAAUGUUACACAUUUCUUUGGUUUUUUUUAUUCCUGUGUUAUUCUGUAUAGUCCUAAUGUUACACAUUUCUCUAAUGUUUUUUUUUUAUUCCUGUGUUAUUCUGUAUACUCCUAAUGUUUCACAUUUCUCUAAUGUUUUUUCUAUUCCUGUGUUAUUCUGUAUACCCUUAAUGUUUCACAUUUCUCUGUUUUUUUUAUUCCUGUGUUAUUCUGUAUACUCCUUAUGUUUCACAUUUCUCUGGUUUUUUUUUAUUCCUGUGUUAUUUUCUAUACUCCUAAUGUUUCACAGUUCUCUAAUGUUUUUUUCUAUUCCUGUGUUAUUCUGUAUACCCCUAAUGUUUCACAUUUCUCUGGUUUUUUUUAUUCCUGUGUUAUUCUGUAUACUCCUAAUG